Molecule: messenger RNA, 622 nt
Organism: Pectinophora gossypiella (pink bollworm)
Lineage: Eukaryota; Metazoa; Arthropoda; Insecta; Lepidoptera; Gelechiidae
Gene: Archease
Product: protein archease-like
Exons: 3
Coding region: 111-599 (162 amino acids)
Biological process (GO): tRNA splicing, via endonucleolytic cleavage and ligation
Cellular component (GO): tRNA-splicing ligase complex
Source: RefSeq, a predicted model, not a curated record
UGACAUAUGUAUGUGAGUCAUUGACAUUUAAAUUUAAUAUAUUUCAUCAUAUUAUUUCAUAUAUGUAUAAAAACCUAGUAUAAUUUUACUAAGAUUUAAUUACCAUUAAAAUGAGUGAAUUCGAUCCAGAAUUAGGAGAACUGGCGGAUGAAGAUUGUAUGUUACCGCCCAUUAAAUACGAGUAUUUGGACCAUACAGCUGACGUUCAGCUACAUGCUUGGGGAGACAGCCUAAAAGAGGCAUUUGAGCAAUGUGGAAUGGCUAUGUUUGGCUACAUGACGGAACUAGACUAUGUAACAAUCAGACAAGUGCAUACUAUUGAAGCUACAGCAGAUGACAUGAUAGGCCUCCUAUACCACUUCCUUGAUGAAUUGCUCUAUCUGUUUUCUGUUGAACCUUACUUAAUAUGUAAAAAGCUAACAAUCACAGAGUUCAACACAGAAGAGUUCAGAAUAGUUUGUAAGUGUUAUGGUGAAGAGUUUCAGAUAGGCAAGCACCCACAAGGCACAGAAAUCAAAGCCAUCACAUACUCAGCUAUGCAGAUUGUAGAGGAACCUAAGGAUAAUAAGUUUGAAGUAUUUGUUAUUGUUGACAUAUAAAUAAAUUAUUUUUUUAUUUACAA